Molecule: messenger RNA, 2029 nt
Organism: Merops nubicus (carmine bee-eater)
Lineage: Eukaryota; Metazoa; Chordata; Aves; Coraciiformes; Meropidae
Product: collagen alpha-1(XXVII) chain-like
Exons: 11
Source: RefSeq, a predicted model, not a curated record
GGGAUUUUACUUCCUCUGGACUGUAUUGUGUUUUACCUGGUUCCUGGGAUUCACACAGGGAAAUUCUGAAGAUGUGGACGUUCUUCAAAGACUGGGCCUGUCUGGGAAAAGGCCAUCGAGCGGAUGGUCCUCCUCACGUACAGUUCCUCAAGGAGUCAUUCCUUUCAAAUCAGGGGUCAUCUUCACUCAGCGAGCACGUGUCGAAGCACCGGUCGGCACCAUCCUCCCCGCGGGCUCCAGCACUGACCUGCUCCUGGUGCUGAGCCUCUGCUCCCACCGCAUCAACAACGCUUUUCUCUUUGCUGUCAAGAGCAAAAAGAAAAAACUGCAGCUGGGGGUCCAGUUUGUGCCCGGGAAGAUCAUAGUGUAUGUGGGCCACAAGCGCUCUGUAUAUUUUGAUUACAAUGUCCACGAUGGCCAGUGGCACAAUAUGGCCAUCGAUCUCCGUGGCCAGACAGUCACUUUAUUUACUUCUUGUGGGAAGCACAGAGUACAUGCGGAUUUGCAUUUUAAAAAGGACGAGGCAUUGGAUCCAUACGGAUCUUUCCUCUUUGGGAAGAUAAACCAGCACUCCGUGCAGUUUGAAGGAGCCAUCUGCCAGUUCGAUAUUUAUCCUUCCGCCAAGGCAGCUCAUCAUUACUGUAAAUACCUGAAAAAACAGUGCAGGCAGGCAGAUACCUACCGGCCGAACCUGCCUCCCCUCCUCCCCAUCCUGCCCAGAGAUCCCAGCGCAUCCCCCAGCACCCCGCAGCAGACGGACCGCUCGUCACAGGGUCUGAAAAACCUGACCACCGUCACCCCGUCCUCGGCGUUGGGCAGGGUCACCACACCCCUCAGGACUCGGGGUUCAGGUACAACCACCAUCACGCUGGUGUCAUCCCCACCAUCGCUGCCGAGACUGACCACCAAGGCCACAAAAGUCACAGUGGCCCCACCUCCAGCUCCAUCGAGUACUGAAACACAGCCGCCCACCCGUCCGCUGCCGCGGGGGACGGUGACGACCCUCAGGGUGUCUCGGCCCACUCCCGGCACACGCACGGAGAAAACUCCCCCUCCCACUGCCAGAAAGGCCCCACCCACAAGCCAGAGCCCUGCCACAGCCAGAAGGAAGGAGUCCAAGCAAGAGACCAAAACAAAGAUCAACCAAAACCCCACCGUUGUGCCUUCUGCAGCACCCAGGACUGUAAAGCCAGCGCGGAGGAUGAGUGAUAACACAACCAGCAGCGUCCACUUUGUCACCCUGAAGGAAACCCCCCCGAACCCAAACAAUGGGCUCGUUCCAAAGAAGCAGGUGCCGUCCCCCCCCAGGAAAGCGGAUCCUAGCAACGUCCCUCUGGUGUACACCAAACCACCCCUGGGGCCUGCCCGGCCCGGCCUCAGAGCUGGGGCACAGGCCUUCAACCUCACAACCCCCGCUGCCACCGACGGCUAUCAGAUCUUUGACCCCCUCGGACCCACUCCGUUUCCAUUUUUACUGGGAUAUCCAGGAGUGAAAGGAGAGAGAGGACCUCAGGGUCCACCAGGUCUGCCGGGCUUACCAGGACCACCUGGCAAGAGAGGCUCCCGAGGUCCCCCAGGUCCCCAUGGAAACCCUGGCUUACCUGGCCCCCCAGGCCUGAAAGGUCAGAAGGGUGAUCCUGGGCUGUCUCCUGGGAAAGCUCGCAAUGGACAGAAGGGAGACGUGGGCUUGCCUGGUUUGACUGGGUUCCCUGGACCACCUGGUAGGAAGGGAUACAAAGGCUACCCUGGACCACCAGGUCACCCUGGAGACCAGGGCGAACGAGGACCAGAUGGAAGCCCAGGUGCCAAAGGUUAUCCUGGCAGGCAGGGUUUACCUGGCCCCAUAGGGGAAGCUGGUCCAAAAGGCAGCCGGGGUUAUAUUGGUCUCCCAGGAUUAUUUGGGCUACCAGGGGCUGAUGGAGAACGAGGGAUCCCUGGAGUUCCUGGGAAGAGGGGCAAGAUGGGUAGGCCGGUAAAGUUUUUCCUCAUCUAUUAUGCUGACCUUGUUGAAUGAAACUGGAAACAAAAC